This is a messenger RNA of Jaculus jaculus (lesser Egyptian jerboa), 1768 nucleotides long. It is a transcript of the gene Pdia5, whose product is annotated as protein disulfide isomerase family A member 5. Gene Ontology annotation, cellular component: endoplasmic reticulum. Gene Ontology annotation, biological process: protein folding. Bases 44 to 1612 code for a protein of 522 amino acids. NCBI's taxonomy places the organism in Eukaryota, Metazoa, Chordata, Mammalia, Rodentia, Dipodidae. The transcript is spliced from 17 exons. The record is from RefSeq and is a predicted model, not a curated record. Gene Ontology annotation, molecular function: protein disulfide isomerase activity.
GCUGGAGCCGGAGCCGGAGCGGAGAGCUCAGCCGGCGGCGGGCAUGGCGCGGGCCGGGCCGGCGUGGAGGCUGCUGCUGCUGCUGGCGAUCGGGGUGGUUCUGCCCACUUGGCUGUCCUCCGCAAAGGUCUCCUCGCUCAUUGAGAGAAUCUCUGACCCCAAGGACUUGAAGAAACUUCUCAGGACCCGCAAUAAUGUGCUGGUGCUUUAUUCCAAAUCAGAAGCGGCAGCUGAAAAUCAUCUCAGGUUAUUGUCCACCGUGGCCCAGGCAGUGAAGGGUCAAGGCACCAUCUGCUGGGUGGACUGUGGUGACGCAGAGAGUAGAAAAUUGUGCAAGAAGAUGAAAGUCGACCUCAGCCCAAAGGACAAAAAGGUUGAAUUAUUCCAUUACCAGGAUGGUGCAUUUCAUAUGGAAUAUGACCGAGCUGUGACUUUUAAGUCCAUAGUUGCCUUUCUGAAGGACCCUAAAGGGCCCCCGCUGUGGGAGGAAGAUCCUGGAGCCAAAGAUGUUGUUCAUAUUGACAGUGAAAAGGACUUCAGAAGGCUCCUGAAGAAAGAAGACAAGCCACUGCUCAUGAUGUUUUAUGCCCCCUGGUGUAGCAUGUGCAAGAGGAUAAUGCCACAUUUUCAGAAGGCUGCCACCCAACUUCGAGGCCACUUUGUGCUGGCCGGGAUGAACGUCUAUCCCUCGGAGUUUGAGAACAUCAAGGAAGAGUACAGCGUGCGUGGCUACCCCACCAUCUGUUACUUCGAGAAAGGGAGGUUUCUGUUCCAAUAUGACAAUUAUGGCUCCACCGCCGAGGACAUCGUAGAGUGGCUGAAGAAUCCGCAGCCACCACAGCCCCAGGUCCCCGAGACUCCCUGGGCAGAUGAGGGCGGCUCCGUUUAUCACCUGACCGAUGACGACUUUGACCACUUUGUGAAGGAGCACUCCUCUGUCCUCGUCAUGUUCCACGCCCCAUGGUGUGGACACUGUAAAAAAAUGAAGCCAGAGUUUGAAGGCGCAGCAGAAAUCCUCCACGGAGAAGCCGAUAGCUCUGAUGUCCUUGCAGCCGUAGACGCCACUGUCAACAAGGCCCUGGCGGAAAGAUUCCACAUCUCAGAGUUCCCCACGCUGAAGUAUUUCAAGAACGGGGAGAAGCUCGCUGUGCCCGCGCUCAGAACGAAGAAGAAGUUUAUUGAGUGGAUGCAGAACCCCGAAGCACCUCCACCCCCAGAGCCCACGUGGGAAGAACAGCCGACAAGUGUGUUGCAUCUGGCUGGAGACAAUUUCCGGGACACCCUGAAGAAGAAGAAACACACUUUGGUCAUGUUCUAUGCCCCUUGGUGUCCACACUGUAAGAAGGUCAUCCCGCACUUUACUACCACCGCCGAAACCUUCAAAGAUGACCGGAAGAUUGCCUGUGCUGCCGUAGAUUGCGUCAAGGACACAAACCAGGACCUGUGUCAGCAGGAGGCUGUGAAGGCCUACCCCACUUUCCACUAUUACCACUACGGGAAGCUUAUAGAAAAGUAUGACAGCGAUCGCACGGAGGUGGGAUUUACCAACUUCAUCCGAACCCUCCGGGAAGGAGACCUCGAGAGACUGGGAAAAAGGAAAGAGGAGUUGUAAUUCUGCCUCAGAGAGAAACCUUUCCAUGACACUGUGAAUGAUAACCCGUCUUCUUGUUCUUUCUGAAUUUACACGUGUUCUGAAGACAAAAGUUUUUUAUAUGCCACUUAUGGCCUUUUGUACAAUUUUGAAAUAAAAAUGAAACCAUUUGCUCGG